UACCGCUGUGACGUCACGCCCGGAUGGCCAUGGAUACCCUCGUCUGCAACUUACAAGAACGUAAACAAAUGCUCCGGAUGAUGGCAGACACCGAGGUCGCCAAGGCACUUCUUAGUGUCAUUGAGCGAGUAAAUGUCGCAACCAAGGCGAGAAGUCCUGAAAUUGCAGCCUUGUGCAGACAACCAAGGCUAGUGGCAGUCAGUAAGACUAAACCGAAGGACAUGAUUAUAGAAGCGUAUUCAGCAGGACAGAGACACUUCGGAGAGAAUUACGUCCAAGAGUUGGUGGAGAAAGGCCAUGAUGAAGAGAUAAUAGAAAAAUGUCCCGAGAUUAAAUGGCACAUGAUCGGACACCUGCAGAGCAAUAAAGUGAACAAGGUUAUUGGAAUUCCAAAUUUAGACUGUGUUGAGACGGUUGACACAGCCAAGUUAGCAACAACGCUUAAUAAUGCUGUCCAGAAACGUGGCUUGGACAAAAAAUUGAAAGUGUUUGUUCAAGUUAAUACUAGUGGAGAAGAACGUAAAAAGAGCGGUGUUCACCCUGACAACGUUAAUGAGUUGGUGGGCCACGUCACCAAGAAUUGUCCUCAUCUGACCCUCCUUGGACUCAUGACCAUUGGGGCUUUUGACCAUGAUCUCUCUCAGGGGCCAAAUCCAGAUUUCCAGACUUUGUUGAAAACCAGAGCUGCAGUUUGUGAGACCCAGUGUAUAGAACCACAGGAUGUAGAAUUGUCUAUGGGGAUGUCAAAUGACUUUGAGCAUGCUAUCCUAAUAGGAAGCACCAAUGUUCGAGUGGGCAGCACAAUCUUUGGAGCACGGAAUUACAAGAAGUAAUAAUAGAUAGGAAAGCUGUGUUGCAAUACAUCCGUGUGUCAUGUAAUUCACGCAAAAUAGAUCAUACAAGACAGGGAAUUAUGGAUAGAUCAUUCUUUACUGCUUUAGUCUUUUUGUAUAUAACUGAAGUUGGCUUAUACUUUUGAAGUCAUAGUUACUUCAGUUUAUGUAAGUUUUGAUGCAUCACAAAGUAUGUUUGGACUACAUUAAGUAGGUUUACCUUAUAAUGUAUAGAAGAAUAUCAUAUAUAAUUUCUUAAUAUUGGGGAAGUGUUCAUUGCAGCUAAUGUAGAAAAAGUAAGGAUGAGAAUAUCUUCACAGUGCAAGAUAUGUACUUGACUGACUUUGAUUAAAUGUUUUUGUUAGGAAUAUAUGCAUUUCUAACAAAAGAUACACCAAAACCUGUCAAAUACAUUUUUUGCACUGUGAAGAGAUCCAUUUUCAUUCAUACCUUUUCUGCAUUCAUAUUAGGUAUUUUUCUGUUGAAAGAAAAACUUUAUAGAGUAAUAAUUUUGUGUUAAUGUAAAUGUUGGUGUACACUGACCUCUAGAUUUUUUUUUUGAAAUUCUAGGGAUAGUGAAUGUCCAUUAGAAUGAAAUAAUGACUGUGUAGACAUUUUUAGCAAUGUUUGGGCAGUUUUACUGAUUGUUGCAUGUAUUGCUCUUCCAUAUCAAGUUUGAAUAGGUCUAUUUUGUUUUUAACGUGGAAAAAUGUCUAGGGUAGUCUACCAAAUUUUGAAAUUUGUAAGUUUUAAAAUCAUCAGUACUUUUAAUUUUGCAAAACCUCUGUACCACAAAAUUAAGAUACCAAGGUAAGUAUACAUUUAAUACCAAAUAAUUGGUGGGUCAGAAAGAAAAGGAAAAAAAGAUCAAACCUCACUGCAACAAACAACUUAUACAUCAUGUAAUUAAAAUAAUUACUUUAAGGUACGUUGAGGAAGUCAUGUAAUUCUUAUUUAUUAUUGUACUCAUAAACUUAGUUUGACACUAUGUAUCUCAUGAUCUCAACACCCAGACUCCAAAGGACAUCAAGGUGCUAAAGUGGGUAUUUAUGAGAGGUUAAUUCCAAUAAAUGGAAACUCUGACA
Molecule: messenger RNA, 1918 nt
Organism: Penaeus vannamei (Pacific white shrimp)
Lineage: Eukaryota; Metazoa; Arthropoda; Malacostraca; Decapoda; Penaeidae
Source: RefSeq, a predicted model, not a curated record